Heterobasidion irregulare TC 32-1 is the source of this 1035-nucleotide messenger RNA. RefSeq lists its product as uncharacterized. The coding region runs from base 1 to 1035 and encodes 344 amino acids. Gene Ontology annotation, molecular function: zinc ion binding; DNA binding. The record is from RefSeq and is a predicted model, not a curated record. NCBI's taxonomy places the organism in Eukaryota, Fungi, Basidiomycota, Agaricomycetes, Russulales, Bondarzewiaceae. Gene Ontology annotation, biological process: DNA-templated transcription. The transcript has 2 exons.
AUGCGAUUGGAGCCGACUGUUGUAGCCCAUGACGAACUUUCUCCUGCAGCUCAUCUACCGCCCCUCAAUUCUUAUUAUCAUGCCUGGAACGAUCCACCAUGUCUCACGCCCGCAUUAGUCGCCCUUCUGCCUUCAGCACCAUCGACGAGGUCUAGAAUUACUACAGCGCUCGAGGAAACAAUGCGCAUGCACCCAUGUAUCAACGUCAGGAACUUUCGUUCACGCAUAGAUAUGAUGUUCAACUGGGCUAAAGAAGAGGAAUCUCGCCCAACGUCAACCGCGGGCGCUAGCAGUAGCACAAACGCGAAGGCCGAUCUUGCACGGUCGAUUUUCUUCAAUGUCGAUCAGCACACUCCGAAGCCCGUCCCAACAUUGUCAUUUUUUGCUUCUGUCGCUGCUGCAUAUGCGCUAGGGGUCUUAGCCUGCAAGGAGAACGAAGCUGUAAGCGAGGCCGAGAUGUCCAAAUCGUCAAGAUCUACACGGACCGAGGAUAGCCGCGCGCCUGUGGUAUCCGCACGAUCAUCGGCCUGGCAGAAAUGCUCUGCGCACGGGCUCUACGCGCUCUCCUGCCAAGCUUUGUCAGUCUUCGAGGCGGCGCAGACUUAUGACCUUGACUAUCUAGUCACCACUAUCCUCCAUGUCUUAUUCCUCAUGCACGAUGGCAAGCCUCGGGUGUCGCAUCUCGUGUAUCCUCUUGUCGGCAAGAUGGUUAAUAUCUCGUAUAUGAUGGGCCUCUCUACAGAUCCCAGUGAAUAUCCAGGCAAAUAUAGUGUGUUCGAUACGGAGAUGAGGAGGCGGAUUUGGUGGGACGUGUAUUUUUACGACGUAUUUGUGUCAGAUUGCAUGGGCCAAGCACCCAUUAUACAAGAUAACACAUAUACGACAAAAAUGCCCGCCGAUGUCGAUGAGGAACAGUUCGGACCAUCGUCAAGCUCAUUGCCUGUGCCUGUACCUCGAGGUGCUGGCGGAGAUCCUAGCGAAGUCGGCUUCGCAUACUUUGUUCAGAAGUGCAGGUGCGUUGGUUCUGUCUUCUGA